This is a messenger RNA of Phodopus roborovskii (desert hamster), 753 nucleotides long. Its product is annotated as histone H1.3. Gene Ontology annotation, biological process: nucleosome assembly. Gene Ontology annotation, cellular component: nucleosome. Lineage: Eukaryota; Metazoa; Chordata; Mammalia; Rodentia; Cricetidae. Gene Ontology annotation, molecular function: DNA binding; structural constituent of chromatin. The transcript has a single exon. The record is from RefSeq and is a predicted model, not a curated record. Bases 1 to 666 code for a protein of 221 amino acids.
AUGUCCGAGACUGCUCCAGCAGCUCCUGCUGCUCCUGCACCUGUGGAGAAAACACCUGUGAAGAAGAAGGCGAAGAAGACAGGGUCUGCUGCAGGGAAGCGUAAGGCGUCCGGACCCCCGGUGUCCGAGCUCAUCACCAAGGCUGUGGCUGCCUCUAAGGAGCGCAGCGGCGUGUCCCUGGCUGCGCUCAAGAAGGCGUUGGCGGCCGCCGGCUACGAUGUGGAGAAGAACAACAGCCGCAUCAAGCUGGGGCUCAAGAGCCUGGUGAGCAAGGGCACCCUGGUGCAGACCAAGGGCACCGGCGCCUCCGGCUCCUUCAAGCUCAACAAGAAGGCAGCUUCCGGCGAGGCCAAGCCCAAAGCCAAGAAGGCAGGCGCGGCCAAGGCUAAGAAGCCCGCGGGUGCAGCCAAGAAGCCCAAGAAGGCGACUGGUGCUGCCACCCCCAAGAAAGCCGCCAAGAAGACUCCGAAGAAGGCGAAGAAGCCCGCGUCUGCCGCAGGCUCCAAGAAAGUUGCUAAGAGUCCGAAAAAGGUGAAGGCAGCUAAACCCAAGAAGGCAGCCAAGAGUCCAGCAAAGGCCAAAGCCCCCAAGCCUAAGGCUAAUAAGCCCAAGGCGACCAAACCUAAGGCCACCAAGGCAAAGAAGGCCUCUCCCCGCAAGAAGUAAUGUGGUGCGUCCUGCCUGGAAAUCUCAAAACGGCUCUUUUCAGAGCCACCCACAGAUCCAUUCAAAAGAGCUGCACUGUUUCUGGCA